Lampris incognitus (smalleye Pacific opah) is the source of this 4748-nucleotide messenger RNA. RefSeq names its product collagen alpha-1(IV) chain-like. The coding region runs from base 1 to 4581 and encodes 1526 amino acids. The record is from RefSeq and is a predicted model, not a curated record. Gene Ontology annotation, molecular function: extracellular matrix structural constituent. Gene Ontology annotation, cellular component: collagen trimer; basement membrane. The transcript is spliced from 45 exons. NCBI's taxonomy places the organism in Eukaryota, Metazoa, Chordata, Actinopteri, Lampriformes, Lampridae.
AUGCUUAGGGAGAUAAAGGUUUUCCCGGAGAUGCAGGAUUGCGGGGGCCAGAGGGUUAUCAAGGAUCGGAGGGUCAUCCUGGCCCAGUGGGCCCAAACGGAGAUGAUGGAUUUCCUGGUCUUCCUGGGGCUGAUGGCGCUGAUGGACUACCAGGUCCCCCAGGAACACAUGGACCCAAGGGUGACUCCCAGAUAUCAGAGGGUGAAGUACCAGGGUUACCGGGCAUUCCAGGAAGAGUUGGACAACCAGGAGAAAUUGGGUUUCCUGGGAAAAGGGGGCCACCAGGGGACCCUGGACCUAGGGGAACUGAAGGGUCUUUUGGCCACCCAGGACCCCCCGGAGCCAAGUUAUGUCAAGAUCAGUGUUGGAUCGGGGAGGAAAGGACCACCAGGACCACCAGGGCGACCGGGCCAAAUUAAAAUGUACGUCUCUGGCACUAUCGAGUUAAAGGGUCUUAAAGGAGUAAGAGGAGAUAAAGGACAGAAAGGUUGCCACGGUUCUCCUGGUGAUGCUGGUUCUGGCAGUUAUAAUAAAGGAGCCAAAGGAGACAGAGGCUAUGGAGGAGCUGAGGGGAGACCUGGUGAGCGAGGUCAUCAAGGAUUUCCAGGAACACAAGGAGUGAAGGGUGAACAGGGAAAUAUGGGUGUCCCCGGACUCCCUGGGCAGGUAGUUGGAACUGUGACUAUGCAGCUCAAAGGUUAUCCUGGAGACCCUGGACUACCAGGCCAGCCUGGGCACCCUGGACCCACGGGUUUUCCGGGGUUUCCUGGACCCAAGGGAAAACCUGGAGGUGGAUCUCAUUGGUCUGAUUCGAAAGGCGUGGAUGGCCCCCCGGGCUUUCCAGGUCCUAAAGGGGACCCUGGGGAGCCUGGCGAUGUAUACCCAGGGCCCCUUGGGCCAGAUGGGGAUCCAGGCGAUCAAGGCUGUCCUGGAGAUCCAGGGCUACCUGGGCAACCAAGUGACAGCGAUAAGAGGAUUAAAAUUGGUCUGCCUGGAGCAAAAGGAGUGAAGGGUAUCCCUGGACAUCCUGGAGAUGAAGGAAACAUUGGACUGAAAGGGGAGAGGGGGGCCACCUGUUACGUGUGCAACACAAUUGGGCCAGGGCUGCCAGGACCACAGGGACCACCCGGGCCAAGAGGCUUACCCGGCUAUAAUCAAGGACCAGGGGCCAAGGGUGAUCCAGGCAUCCCAGGACUCAGAGGCUUACAUGGACCUCCAGGUCCCGGAGGUGAACCAGGACUUACAGGGAUCCCAGGACCAAAGGGAGAAUCCGGCUAUUACCAAUUCCCUGGAGUAAUAGGAGAGAAAGGAGCCCUUGGACUGCCAGGCAGGCCUGGCAGCGAGGGCCUUGAGGGGUCCCCUGGCUUACCAGGUCGCAAAGGUGAACAAGGCCCAAGAGGAGAUUCGUAUGUGUUCCCUGAUGUGGAGGGGAACCGUGGUUCUCCAGGUCUACCAGGAUUUCCAGGGAGACCAGGACCAGUUGGAACCCCGGGGUCAGUGGGACAUGGUUUGAGGGGACUCCCAGGAAAUAAGGGCAGUGUCGGAGUGCCAGGUUUGCCGGGAGACCCUGGCCUGCCUGGCCAGAAAGGGGAGCCCAGCCACAUCCAUUUCGAAGGAGAUACUGGACCACCUGGAUAUAAAGGUCUACCUGGCCCAGCCGGAAGCCCGGGGUACCAAGGGGCUUCAGGUAUCCCAGGCUUACCAGGCUCACCAGGACAGAAAGGAGAACGAGGUGAUAUCACCUUCCCUGGAGCUCCAGGGCUCAGAGGACAGAAAGGUGAAAAGGGGCCGCUAGGUCCUCCAGGUCUCCCGGGUACAGGUUUUGCUGGCCGGCCAGGUGCACCCGGAGUUCCCGGCCCGCCGGGGUUAGAGGGUGAUGGUGGUCAAGGGUACCCCGGCCCUGAUGGGCUCCGAGGGUAUCCAGGUGAAGAUGGGGAUCAAGGGUCUCCAGGAGACCCGGGCCCCGCUGGCAGACCAGGAGAAUCAGGACUACCAGGCCUUCCUGGUUUCCCAGGAGAAAAAGGGAGUAAAGGUUCUUUGGGACCUCCAGGAUUGCCUGGUGAUAAGGACUGUGAUAGAGAUACAAUUGGACUGGAGGGACCACCAGGACCAGAUGGGCAUCCAGGACUUUCAGGUCCAGGUGGAAGGCCCGGUGUGAAGGGAAAUCAAGGUGUCCCAGGAUUUGGCCAGCCUGGCCUAGCUGGUGAACCUGGGCUCCCUGGGGCACCUGGGCUUGUGGUGCCAGGGGUUCCUGGACCAGAGGGGAUCAGGGGCAAAGAUGGUGUGCCUGGUGUACAAGGUGUGAGAGGAGAUCCUGGACCAGAUGGGAGACUAGGAUACGGACCAGGGGGACUGCCUGGACCUCUAGGACCACCUGGAUCAAGAGGUGCCCAAGGCAGACAUGGAGUGAAAGGUUCCAGGGGACCACCAGGUGCAAGUGGGGACCCAGGCAUCAGAGGUCCUCUGGGGCCUCCAGGCUCGCUACCCCUUGAACUAGUUGGUCAAAAAGGAGACCCUGGGCUACCAGGUGCUCCUGGUCAUGAUGGUCCUCCUGGAGAUUCUGGAUAUGUUGGACUCAAGGGAAAAAUGGGGUUGUUAGGACAACCAGGAGGCCCCGGGCUAAGAGGCCAAGUAGGGCUCAAAGGAGAGCCAGGUCUCUCUGGAGGCCAAGGUCCAAAUGGUAGCCCUGGUCCACGUGGCUACAAGGGAGAGAAAGGAAAUUCAGACUGCGAUGGAUAUGGACCCCCUGGACCACGCGGACAAAAGGGUGAACCAGGAUCAAGCAGUAAAGGGUUUAAGGGUCAGAAAGGAGAACGUGGUUUUAUAGGUCUCCCAGGUGUUUCGGGAAGUCCUGGCACCAAAGGAGACCCAGGACCUGGACAUAAUGGCCUCCCAGGGAAUCCAGGCCCUCAGGGUUCAAAUGGACCCCCAGGACACAGAGGACCUCCAGGACCAAAUGGUCUUCCAGGUAACCGAGGCCCACAUGGUUCUGCUGGUGCUCCGGGUCCUAAGGGCAACCAGGGCCUGGAUGGAAUCCCUGGACCAGCGGGACAGAAGGGGGAGACUGUCUCAGCAGGAGGAGUCCCUGGCAGGCGUGGUAUCGAUGGUCAGCCAGGUUCAGUCGGAGACCCUGGUCCUCCUGGGAGGUCUGUCCUAGGAAAUGCUGGAUUGAUAGGAGACAGAGGACCACCGGGUUUACCGGGACCCCCUGGUCCAAAGGGACAACCAGGAACCGCGGAAUAUGUGGAUACUGGGCCCAAAGGAGACCGUGGUCUACCUGGAAAUCCUGGCAGCCCUGGCCUGCCAGGUUUACGAGGUCCCCCCGGGCCCGAUGUGUCGGGUUUAAAAGGAGACAGGGGCGACCCUGGUCCAAAUGGGAUUCAAGGCUAUUUUGGACCCCCUGGAAAUCCAGGUCCCCCAGGACCACCUGGGCGAGGAUCGAGGCCUGGAGACCCCGGACCAAGAGGUGACUCUGGUCCCACUGGGUACCGAGGGCAACCUGGUGACAGGGGGGACCCAGGCUAUGUUAAAGGCCCACGUGGACAACAGGGGAUCAAAGGUUUCCCUGGUCCUCCAGGAUUGAAAGGUGCAGUGGCGUAUGCAGAGAUCAUUAGUGAACCAGGUAUUCCAGGCUUACCGGGGCCCCAUGGUGACCGAGGAGCCCCAGGCCACACAGGACCCUCAGGUCUCCCAGGCCGAGCAGGGCGCCAAGGCUCCAGGGGAGCGCCGGGUUUCAGCCCACCUGGUGAUCCUGGAUUUUCUGGCCAAAAAGGAGACAAAGGACCCCCAGGACUGCCAGGUUCUCUGGGCAGCCCUGGACACCCGGGUCAACGAGGUUCUCGCGGUUUUCCAGGCACCAAUGGUGCGAGUUUGGCUGACAGCCUGCUGAUAGCCAGACACAGUCAGAGCAUCCGUGUACCUGACUGCCCUCAAGGCAUGACCCUCAUCUACUCUGGUUACUCCCUCCUCUUCAUCAACGGCAAUGAAAGGGCUCAUGGGCAGGACCUCGGCACCAUGGGCAGCUGUCUCCCUCGUUUCUCCACCAUGCCUUUCCUGUUCUGCGACACGGACAACACUUGCCGCUAUGCCUCCCGCAAUGACUACUCAUAUUGGUUGUCAACAGACAAGCAGAUGCCUCCCAGCAUGGUGGCCAUUACAGGGCCCGAGCUGGCAAGCUACAUUAGCAGGUGUUCGGUGUGUGAGAGUACCUCCAAUGCCAUCGCCAUACAUAGUCAGACCACCCAGAUCCCCGAAUGUCCUCGAGGCUGGGAGUCCCUCUGGACAGGAUAUUCUUUUGUCAUGCAAACCGGUGCAGGGGCAGAGGGCUCCUCCCAGCCGCUGGUGUCUCCCGGCUCCUGCCUGGAAAACUUCCGACGAGUGCCCUUCAUCGAGUGUCACGGCAAGGGAACCUGCAACUACUACCCCGACUCCUAUAGCUACUGGCUGGCCUCCCUCGACCCCAACCGCAUGUUCAGUAAACCUGUUCCCCAGACAGUGAAGGGACCUCGUCUACAGAGCGUCAUCAGCCGCUGCCAGGUCUGCAGGAAACCAUGGCAACCUGUCCAGUCAGGUGGAAGAUAACUGUAAGUUCCCCUCUGCGGAGUAACACCAGCGUCCUCAUCCGCAGGGGGCGCAGUGGCGGAGACUGCCCAGCGUGGCACGGACAUAUGAGGUCAAUUGGGAACGUUCAAAAGUUUCCCGCCGCGAUUUUCACCGUCAACUUUCUUGUUGCUCGCGGAACAGUUUGA